Messenger RNA from Cotesia glomerata, 1157 nucleotides. RefSeq names its product probable methyltransferase-like protein 15 homolog. The record is from RefSeq and is a predicted model, not a curated record. Gene Ontology annotation, biological process: rRNA base methylation. The coding region runs from base 1 to 1089 and encodes 362 amino acids. Gene Ontology annotation, molecular function: rRNA (cytosine-N4-)-methyltransferase activity. The transcript has a single exon. NCBI's taxonomy places the organism in Eukaryota, Metazoa, Arthropoda, Insecta, Hymenoptera, Braconidae.
AUGAACCAAAUAAUACUAAAUAAAUUACCUUUAAAACUGGGUGUAAAGUAUUUUACUCAAAUUGCUGCAGAACUAUCAGAAAAAGUAUAUACUCGACCUCACAAACCCGUUAUGGUUAAUGAAGUGAUUAAAUAUUUAAAGCCUUCAGCUGGUGAGACAUUUGUUGAUAUGACUUUCGGUGCAGGUGGCCAUUCAACUCGAAUUAUUGAAUUUGCACCAAAUAUUAAAAUUUAUGCGUUAGAUAGAGAUCCGGUUGCUCAUAACUAUGCUAAGAUUAUGGCAGAAAAAUAUCCUGGACAAGUUAUACCAUUACUUGGAAGAUUUUCAGAGUUACCAGCAUUAUUGAAAGAACAAAGAGUUUUGCCAAAUAGCAUUGAUGGUUUUAUUUUUGAUUUUGGCUGCUCUUCUAUGCAGUUUGAUGUUGCAGAGCGGGGUUUUGCUUUGUCAAAGGAUGGACCUCUUGAUAUGCGAAUGGAUGGAUUUCGAUGUCCAGAUGAGCCGACUGCCGCUGAUGUAUUAGAAAGAUGUACUGAACAAGAUUUAGCUCGCAUAAUAAAGUAUUACGGUGAAGAAAAACAAUAUAAAAAAAUAGCUCGUGCUCUUAUUGAAGCAAGAUACAUGUUUAAAAGCUUGAAAACAACUAAAGAGCUUGCACGUUUAGUGGAGUCUGUUCUUGAUAAAGAUUUUCGAACUGAUAGACUUGGUAGAUUUGCUCACUCGGCUACUAAAGUGUUCCAAGCAUUACGAAUAUUUGUUAAUAAUGAAUUAAAUGAAAUAAAUUAUGCAAUAUUAAUUGCUGAAAAAUAUUUAAAAAUCAAUGGACGUCUUAUUACAAUAUCUUUUCAUUCACUUGAAGAUACUGUUGUAAAACGUCAUUUGUCGGGUAAUAUAACUGAUAAUGCUGCUAAUACUUCAUCAAUGAGAUUCCAAAAUUAUGGAAAAACUUUUUCUCACAGUCAAGUUGUGGAUAUGACUGAAUCGCCUUGGAGAAUGUUUCAUAAACAUGUUAUACUUCCUAGUGAUGAAGAAAUUGAUGAGAAUCCUCGAUCUCGGUCGGCUAAAUUUCGAGCAAUAGCGAAAGUUAAAUAACUUAAUGUUAAUUGUCAUCUAUUGUAGAUAUUGUAAUAAAAUUAAUAACAUUGUUUGAUAUUUCAAAA